Debaryomyces tyrocola is the source of this 987-nucleotide messenger RNA. The record is from the annotation of a GenBank genome assembly. NCBI's taxonomy places the organism in Eukaryota, Fungi, Ascomycota, Pichiomycetes, Serinales, Debaryomycetaceae.
AUGAGUGAUGACGAGUACUUGAAGGCAUUAGAAAUACAAAGGAGAAACUUUGAGGCCCAAUUUGGGUCUUUGGAAACGAUGGGAUUUGAAGAUAAGUCCAAGGUGGAUGAGAAUAAUGCUGAGGAUGGUCUGAGCGAUGAGGAGGAUCAAGAUGAAAAUGAAGACGAAUAUGAAUUUAAUGGGUUUGAGUCUAACGAUGAUUCAGAUUCAGAUCAAGACAAGGACAUAGACUCAAGUGAAGAAUUUGUUUCGGACGAGGAAGGGACAAGAGUUGUUCCUAAAGUGGUGAAGAUAAACGACCAACAUUCCACUAAUAACGGAACCAUAAUAAGCAAGGCCGACAAAAAGUUACUCAGAUCAGGUAGAGCACCCACCCUUGCCGAAAUUGCCAGAAAAGAGCAAGAACUCCAGAAAAAAAAUAAGAAAUCCCAACAAGCAGUGAAGGAAGAUGAAGAUAAUUUGGAAAACGACUUGAAGUUACAGAGAUUAUUGCAAGAAUCACAUAUAUUGGCAAACAAGGUUGAAUACUCUGGUGCGGAUGUCACAUUGCAAACGCUUGAUUUCGAGGCACCUACCGGUAACGCAAGGAAAAGAACACUUGACUCACGUCUCAGAAACAUCUCCUCGGUUAACUCCUCUACCAAAGGAUUGCCCAAGACGUUGGAGAAAAUGCCGAUGUCGAUGAGAAAGGGUAUGAUCGCCAGCCGUGAACGUCAAAUCGCCAAGUAUGAGGAAGAAGCCAGGAAUGCAGGUAUCAUUUUGUCAAAGGUCAAGAAAGGUGAAUUGAGAGACAUUAAACAAGGAAGGGGCUCCACAUUAGCCAGUGAUAGAUUGGGUACUGGUAAAAGGGCUCCAAUGAAAAUUAGAGACAGAGGAUUGAAAAUUAAUUCGGUAGGUAGAUCUACAAGGAACGGUUUGAUUAUAUCUCAACAAGAAAUUGACAAAAUUAACAAUCAAGGUCGCCGUUUCAACAAGAAGAAGAGAUAA